AUGGAAGCUAUGUGUUACAUCAUUGAGGAGACUCUUAAUAAGAAACCAGGCUCAUCUGUUUAUCUAGUCAACAACAAAGACGACAAGGAUGAAAAGUUUAUAGUGAAGAAAUAUAAUAAGGAUUUGCUUACUAAAGAAGAAACUGAACGGUUACAAAAAGAGAUGAAGAUUCUAGUGAAGCUAAAAUGCAGCAAUAUUAUCCGCUACUACCAAUACAAACAAUCACCUGGCCAUGUUUCAGUUCUCAUGGAAUAUGCAAAUAACGGAACUUUAGAAGAUUUUCUUGAAAACAGAAGAGAAAACAAUGUGAGAAUGAAAACUGAUAACAUAAUAGAUAUUUUUACGCAGCUGUGCAUUGGUAUGAAAUACCUUCAUGACAGAAAAAUAGUCCACAGAAAUUUGAUUCCAUCAGUAAUCUUUUUGACCAGCCAAAAUAUUGUCAAAAUAGGUGGUCUGGAAUCUUUCAAGCCACUUGAAAAUACAGAUUCUUUGAUAUCAUCAUUGAUUUUACCAGAAGAAGAUAAUUUAGAUUAUAUUGCUCCGGAAAUCCAGAGGGGAGAAAAAUACACAGCUAAAAGCGAUAUAUGGUCAUUGGGAUGCUUGUUAUAUGAGAUGUGCAGCUUGAAAAAAGUUAAUUUGUUAAAUUGCGACUUGACUAGAGCACCAAAGAUAGGAUCAUCUUUUCCUAAGGAACUUUCUGAUUUAGUUGAGGCAAUGGUCAACUCAAAUCCAGAAAAAAGACCUUCAAUCAAUGAAAUCUUGAAUAAAGAUAUUAUCAGAUUGAAAGUUGAGCAGAUUCUAGGUUCAACUCUUGCAGAAUAUGAAUUUCAACAUUCCGUGUUCCAUGGUAUGCAAGCAGGUGAUGGGAAGAAUACCCAACAAAAUCUUCUUGAGAGAUCAGAUUCAAUUCCUAUAAAGAACAGAAAAGGAGAUGAAAUUGUCCUUGCAGGAAAAAGUCUUCGCUGCUCAAAAGCCCAUGAUGGGAAAGAAUUUUCGUAUAUUUCGCAAUUCAUUAAAAACGUUCAUGGCGAAGAGAAAUAUUUGUUUCUGCUUGAAACAGCAAGAAAAAUAUCAACAGGAGCGAUGAUAGACUUUGAUUCGAAUAAUUUGAAUUAUUCUGAAAAAUGUACCUUAGAUCUCUUAUUACAAACUCUUCAAUAG
Molecule: messenger RNA, 1161 nt
Organism: Trichomonas vaginalis G3
Lineage: Eukaryota; Parabasalia; Trichomonadida; Trichomonadidae
Product: protein serine/threonine kinase protein
Exons: 1
Coding region: 1-1161 (386 amino acids)
Biological process (GO): protein phosphorylation
Molecular function (GO): ATP binding; protein kinase activity
Source: RefSeq, a predicted model, not a curated record